Hippocampus comes (tiger tail seahorse) is the source of this 13244-nucleotide messenger RNA. RefSeq names its product lysine (K)-specific methyltransferase 2Bb (gene kmt2bb). The coding region runs from base 56 to 11596 and encodes 3846 amino acids. The record is from RefSeq and is a predicted model, not a curated record. The transcript is spliced from 36 exons. Gene Ontology annotation, molecular function: histone H3K4 methyltransferase activity; zinc ion binding; DNA binding. Gene Ontology annotation, biological process: positive regulation of DNA-templated transcription. Gene Ontology annotation, cellular component: histone methyltransferase complex; nucleus. NCBI's taxonomy places the organism in Eukaryota, Metazoa, Chordata, Actinopteri, Syngnathiformes, Syngnathidae.
CUUGUCUCUCGUCGCUCGAGUCUGCUAGCCAUAGGUGUGUGUUGUUGUCGAAGCAAUGAUGGCGGCAGCGGGAUGCGGAUCAGCAACCGCGGCUGCCGGAGGAGGCCAAGGUGGAACCGCUACGGCCAGAGGUCGUUUCCCCGGUCGGCCUUGGUCGUCUCGUAGUCGUUUGCGCUCCGAGAAGCGCUGGCAACUCGGGCGCUCGGGUUUAGAAGCUGAUGAUGUGACUUGCGGAGGGCCAAGGCCCGCCAACCUGGUUGUAUCGUUAAACGAAGACCAGUCUCACUUGCGCUUACUUGGAAUAGAGGCAAGCCACAAGACCCUUGGCCAGGCUGGGUACAGCUCUAGUGGGAGUGAAGAGGUGAGGUCCCAAACCGACUCAGGAGGUGAUGACUUCCAAGGUUUUGAAGCUCUCAGAGAAAGCUCUAAAGGAGCGCUAUGGUCUCGGCAAAACCCUUCCAAAGGUAAUGUCAACACAAAAUCAAAACGACAAAGUGCGAAGGUCGUGCCUAUUAUCCCAGCUGAUGAAGCAUCUAUUUGUCCUCCUAACCCUGAUAAAGAUGAACAUUUGGUGGAGGAGAAACACACUGCAUCUUCCAAACCUGAGCCUGUUAAAGGUCCCAGAAAACGAUCGAAAGUUAAGAACACCGCUGAUCAGGAGAUGUCCAAAUGUGGAGUGUUGUCGCCUGCACCAAGGAUUACAAUUAAGUUGGUUGCAAAAAAGAAAAUCAAAACAGUAAAGGAACCUCAUGAAAAGUCUGUCAAGAAGAUGAAGCUGAAAGAAACAGAGCUGAAGCCCCAAGCUGAAAAUAUCCAGGCUGAAAACAUUUCUAGUGCUCAUGUUAAAUUAAAACUUGAGCCACCUGAGGAGGUUGCAGAUGAUAAAGGAGCUGGGACUUUACCUGCAAGAAGACGUGGACGAUCUGCUUCAAAGGGGAUGCUUGGCAAGCCUGUUGCAGUCAUUGUGGCUGAUGAUAAGAAGUCGCAAGCGAGAAAAUCAAUGAAUCAACCUGACAUUAUAAAAGAAACUGUUGAGUCAAAGGCAAUGGCAAAGCAGUCGCCACGUAACCAACAAGCCAUUCGGCGUAGCAAUAGAGUCACCAACUCACUGUCACAACCUGUUUUGGAUGCUGCUGCUGAUCCUGAAAAUCCAAUAAAAAGUGAUACAAUUGUUAAAAAGUCAAAAUUGACCAGAAAAGCUGAGCCAAAACUGUCCGUGAGGAGGGGCAGACAGAGACAAAGUAAAAGAAUAAAUAAGGAUGUUCCAGUCCCAGAAAACCCAAGUCCAUCAUCCACUAAAAUUGAUCCAUUAGCCAUGCAACCCACCAAUAGGUUGCCUUUGAACAUUGAGGGAAGGGUCCCAAGUUUGAAGUUGAGAAAAAUGAGGAACCCCAAAUAUGAUGCACAGUCCAGUGGGAAGUCAGCUCGAAAAAAGAAACGGAAAAAAUUCAUUUGGACUUUAUCCUUGGUUAAGUCAGUGAGUAAGAUCCAGCCUGCUGAAAACACUGUCAAGCUUACAGAGAGUGUUAGAGAGAUUUCUGAAGUGGAUCUGUCCACUCUAAAUGACAGUGUCGAAAAGAGUUUGAUGGGGUUGGAGAAGCCGUUAAAAUUGGACAAUUGGGCCUCACAGGAGAGCACCACAGCAAGCAGUGAAGAAAAAAACUGCCAAAACAAGGCAGGGGGAACAUGCGAGAAAAUGUCUUCUUUACAAGUGGAAGUUACGCAGGACGGAAACGAAAGCUCUCUUCAAGAAGCCACUCAAAUGGAUUGUGGGAAAGUUGUCCCACCUUUUCAAAUAAAAAAACUCUCCUCUCCCGGCAGACAUAAAAAAUCCAAGAUGUCUUUUUUGGUUCAGCAGGUUAGCCCUGUGCCUGAAAAAAAAGAUGAUUCUACUAAAGAAGCGGGCAAAGUUCAAGAGGAUAAGGCCCUAUCUCCGGAGACGGACGUCCUGCCAACCAGGAUACUACGAAGGAGAACAUUAAGCCUUGAUUUGCCUCCCAAAAAGCCGGUCAUUUGUAAGCCUGUCAUGACUCUGCCGAAGCGACGUUUGAGAACGAGUCCACAGGUAGAAAAUGCACCACAGGUGGGUGUUGAAGUACCCGAUCACGUUUUAUCAGAAGAGGCCAGCUCACAAGUUCUCCCUGAAAACAUACAGGAAACGAUUCUAAAAUCCUCGCAAGACUCUUGCACAAUUUCUGAAAGCUUGGAGAAGGAGUCCGCAGACAUAACUGAUGCUCCUAUAGCAGUGCCUGUUGAAGUGCUGCCUGUUGAAGCGUCGCCGCAGAAGUUGGAGAAUGAGGCUGAGCCACAAAUUAAUGAGGCCAAACCAUUGCCAGUGCCUUCUAAACCCAAGAGACGCGACAAUAAUAAAUUAGGGAAAAAGAGGUCUGCGCAAAGGAAAAAGGCUGUUGUACCUAAAGAAAGUGCGGUCAGUACAGAAUUGGUUAUUGUUGAACCUGCAAAUACAGAGUGCCCACAGAAGGAAGACAAGGCUUUAGAAACAGAAGCAAGCCAGCCCGAGGCGAAAGAAAGUGUGGAGCCUGAGGAAAAGGGGGUCACUGUAUCUGUGGAGGAAGAGCCGAAGCAGCUACCAGUUAAAGAGGAAACAGACAUUCACCUGAUAGAUUUUCAGCCGCCCGUGGAUUUGGAGAGUCAAGCAAGUAAUCCAAACACAUUAUGCUUAGAGAAGAAAUCCCACAAGAAAGGAAAAAAGAGGCGUAAAACUCGAAUUGGGCAGCGUCAGAAGCACAAACACAGGAACACCGAUGGAAAGUUUGCUCCUCUUAACUCAUCAGAAAGACAGGGAACAUUUGAAGAGGGCGUUUCCAUCCAAUCAGAAGGUAGUGGUCAAGCCUCCUCUGGUCCUAAACUGGUUGGUGUGCAUAAAAAGUACAAAAAGAGACCUUCUGCCAUCCGGUUAGACCCCAAAAGGCCGCAAACAGAGUCUAUCCUUUCAACAUUGAUUGAAAUUGGGCUUGACAAAGAGGGCAGUGAUUUGAAAGAGGAAGAAACCGACUCAUUCUUGGAUGGGCCACGAGCAGAUGCAGUUGACAUGCCGUCUGGCAAAACAAAGUUUGUCAAAAACAUCAAACACUUCAUCAUGCCUGUUGUAAGUGCUCGAUCCUCUCGAGUGAUCAAGACCCCACAGAGAUUUAUGGAUGAUGUUGGAAUGUCCAUGUUGCCACGUCGAAACUCUCCCAAGAAAGGUUUGCAACUGGGCUUGCAGAUACGCACGGGAAAGAGGCGCGAUGAAGGGAUAGGACCAACUAUUUCACCCGUCCUACCUGUUGAUGAGGAUGACAUAUUGCGAGAAGCUCAACUGGAUCUGGACCUCUUUUCAUCUGAUGAUCUGGAUGAUACGGCAGAUAUCACUGCCAGUCUCUUUUCGGAGUCAAAAAGCAUCAAAAUGGAAAAGAAGAGCUCAUUUGUGAAGGACUCCAGUUUGAAGUGGGAUCUGCCUGCAGAGUUGACGGAGGAAAUUUUUACACUGGACAAAACUACGGAGGACCAAUGCGAGGAUCUGUUUGUAUCUCCCCCAGCUGAAAAACCCAGAGAAGCCUUUUCCGCUGGCCUUUUGGAUGCUGAGAAAAAGACCCCAGCCCUAAAGUUUAAUAAACAAGCCGCCCACUUUAAGAUUUAUCAAAGACUGAACAAGUUGCACAAAGGACUUGCCCAAGGCAAAAGUGCAACAGAUGUGGAAAGUAGCAAAUCUCUUCAGUCGUCUGUAGAUUUAGCUGAAGGACUUGAUGAUGAGGCCAUGAGCAUUAGCCUGAGGCAACGUAACACAGACACUGGUAUAGAAAAAUCCAAGCUCAAGAUAGAAGACUUAGGCACUCCAGGUGUUGUGAGAAAAGUUUGCAUUAAAGCUUCAAAGUCCAAGUCGCUUGCUGAUCGGGACAGUGAAAAAAAGGAUCCAGCAGGGAAGAACACCAUCCAGCUUCACUCAGCUGAGCUGCAGUCCACAGAGGAGUCAGCUGCAUGUGAAGACGACCAUCCUGCGCCUAUGGGAAAAGGAGCUUCACAGAGAGCGCGUCUAACUGGAGCCAAUAAACGAAUGUUCAACCUGCUCAGAAAAGCCAAAGUCCAGCUCAUGAAGAUUGACCAACAGAAACAGAUGAAGUCCUCAGGGCUGUUAUCUGGACCUGCUGGAGUCCGAGCGAGAAAUUUGACCUCGAAGAGACAGAGAAGGAAGCGCAGAGUGCCGCUUGAGCCUGAUGUACCUAUCAAGAUAGAGCCAUCUCAAGGACAACUGCAGCUCAUUUCGCCACUGUGCCAAGAGUUCCGUCAAGCAGGAGGCCCACGCAUCAAACAUGUGUGCCGCGCUGCUUCUGUGGUGCUUGGGCAGCCUCGGGCAUUGGUACCAGAUGACAUUCCCCGGCUCAGCGCUCUACCUCUGCACGAACGAACAGGCAUCUCUCCCUCAGCUAUUGCAAAGGAUGUUGCAGAUGGCUCUCUAUCAGAAUCAGACAGUCCUGAUUUCUCAGAUUCAAAAGUCACGAAGGUCAAGAAGACCUCCAGCUUUGUGAAACGAAAAGGCCUUGGACCUUUUGGGUACCGCUCUCGUAGGUGUGGUGUAUGCAAGGGUUGCAAUCAUGAAGAGGAUUGUGGGAGAUGCAUCAACUGCCUUGACAAACCUAAGUUUGGUGGUCCCAACACCAAACGACAGUGUUGUGUCUACAAGAGAUGUGAUCAAAUUGAAGAGAGGAAAGCCCGAAGACUAAGUGGAAGAACGGCACCCAAAGGUUCGAAACGACAGCGAUCCUCUUUGAGUGGGGAUCAUUCAAGUAAUGAUGAAGGGAUGGAGGGUGUGGUUGACUCGCCUUCUGGCCUCCAGGCAGACAGUAACAGUCCGUCUGUGAGGAAGCAGCCAAAACGUGUUGUAAAGCCGCGGGUCUACAUUGAAAUGGUGGGUUAUGAGUCAGAUCUGGAUGAAAAGGAUCUAAACUCAUCUUCACCAGCCAGAAGGAGAGGCAAUGGGCCUCGUUUGAGUACAGACUUUGUUUCAGUGGAUGGAUUCCCGGGAGAUAUAUCAGAUGAUGAGAUCCGGCAUCGGAAAUCUAGCUCACAUCGAGGGCCAUCUGUUCGACGCAAACCAGAGAAGGGUUUGUCUUCACAGGCUUCGUUUGAGGAGACACCACCAAGUGUCCUGGCUGCUCUAGCCAAUGGUUUUGAGCAGAGGGAGGUUGAGUCUUCAAAACCCACCCAUAAAAUCCGGGUCGACUUCAAGGAGGACUGUACGUUGGAGAAUGUUUGGAACAUGGGCGGUUUAAGUAUACUGACCUCUGCACCCAACAUGCCACCACAUGUAUGCCUACUUUGUGCCAGCAAAGGGCAACAUGAGAUGUUGAAUUGCCAAGUGUGCUGUGAGCCCUUUCACUGGUUUUGCCUCGAAGAGGCAGAGCGCCCCUCUGUGGAAAACAAGGAAAACUGGUGCUGUCGUCACUGCAAGUUUUGCCGUGUGUGUGGCAGGAAAAACAAGCAAUCAAAGCCCUUGUUGGAGUGUGAACGAUGUCAGAACUGCUAUCAUGCUUCCUGUCUUGGACCAAAUUAUCCAAAACAAAACAAGAAGAGGAAAGCUUGGGUUUGUAUGACAUGCAUCAGGUGCAGGAGUUGCGGGGUCACACCGGGGAAGAGCUGGGACAUUGAUUGGAACCACGAUAAAGGACUCUGUCCAGACUGUUCCCAACUCUAUGAACAGGGUAACUAUUGCCCAAUCUGCUUUAAGUGCUAUGAGGACAAUGACUAUGACAGUCAGAUGAUGCAGUGCGGCACAUGUAACCACUGGGUACAUGCCAAGUGUGAGGAUCUAACAGAUGAACUGUAUGAGAUCCUGUCCAGCUUACCAGAGAGUGUGGUGUAUUCAUGUCGGCCAUGCAGUGUGACUCAGCCAAGUGCUUGGAGAGAACUUCUCUACAUCGAGCUCCGAUCUGGAGUAGAGAAGGUUCUUGCCUGCUUGCUGUCUUCCACACUCACCCAGCACCUUGUUACCUGCUCCCAGUGUGAAAAGUUGGUAGGACCUGACAGUGGAAUCGAAGGACGACCCGCCUGUGACCUCCGAGCUGUGGGCAAGAAGUUUGACAAAGGCCUUUAUACAACGUUGAAAAUGUUCCAUGAAGAUGUAGUACAAGUGGUGAGAAAAAGGCUCGAACAAGAAGAAAGCCUUCCAGAAGAGAAAAGACCCACUGCCCUCGCACGCUCAUAUUAUUUAAAGCUGCUUGAAGAGGUCUUCAAUUGGUUCAACAGUCAAGACCCAAAAGUAUGGAACUCGUGUACCAAAACAUUGCCCAUGGGGAUGAUGUCGCAUGCUGUACAUCCUCCUACCAUGGAGCAUGUCUAUGCCCAGUGGCAGGAGAGGGAGGAGCUCCUAUCUAGAACUCCUUUGGAAAUCUUACAGGAUGACAGUGGUCAAAAUUUAGAUGAAAGGAAAGAUGAAGUGGGUCCUCCAAUGUCUGGAGAGCAUUCAAGCUGGAACCACUUCAAAACCAGCAGUGCUUUCCGUCAUAAAUUGAAAGGAAAAAGGGGACGGUUUUCAAAAGCAGAUCUGGACACAGGCUGGUCGAGGGAUGAUGAGAGACAGUGCUCGUUGUGCCAAAAAUAUGGAGACCGUAAGCCCAACGAUGCAGGCAGGUUGUUGUACCUGGGCCAGAAUGAGUGGGCACAUGUCAACUGCUGUCUGUGGUCAGCUGAGGUGUUUGAAGAGGACAAUGGCUCUUUACUACAUGUACACAGUGCCGUCACAAGGGGUCGCUUGAUGCGGUGUGAACGGUGCAACCAGACAGGUGCCACAGUUGGCUGCUGCCUGACUUCUUGUCAGAGCAACUAUCACUUUAUGUGUGCCCGCUCCCGCCACUGUGUAUUCCAGGAUGACAAGAAGGUCUACUGCCACAAACAUAAGCAUCUGAUCAGUGGAAAGGUGAUAACCGGUCAAGAGUUUGAAGUAAACCGACGGGUAUAUGUGGAUUUUGAAGGGAUCAGCCUUCGCAGAAAGUUCUUCACUGGGCUGGAGCCAGAGUUAAUCAAUGUCAUGAUUGGUUCUCUCCAGAUUGAUAAACUUGGUGUCCUGUCGGAACUUUCGGCUAACAAAGGAAAGUUGUUUCCUGUGGGAUUUCAGUGUUCUCGCUGGUACUGGAGCACUAUUAAUCCACUGCAAAAAUGCAAAUAUACGUGCACAGUCCGUGAAGUGCAACCAUUAAUACCAGACAAACCCAUUGAAGAGAUGCCUGACCAAGGAAACAAUCACACCAUCGAGCACAACCCCUGUCCAUCACUGGAAUCUGAGGCCCAAAUGACUGAUACACCAGAAUCACAGGCCCAACCCGAGGAACGUCUUGUUACAGUUCAAUCAACAAAACCGGAUCAUUCAACAAAGCCAAAGAUUCCUAGCUAUCCACAAACCAGGAGACCAGCUGGAGGAAUGUCCCGACCUUUGCCAUCACCAGGAGCAAUCCCAAUAAAACCUCACCACAUACUAACAGUAAGUGAUCUGGAGGAGACCAGAAGAGCUCGACGCCACAACCCCCUCUCACAGGCAACAAGCCUACGCACUAAUAAAUCUCCUGCUCCUCUGGGACCCCCAACUGGACCAGUCACACUCCGUGCAGGAAAACCUCUUCCAAGUUCCCCACUUUUCUCAAGUGCUACUUCAGACAGCUUGAUAAAUUCUUCAUUAGGCCGCCCAUUUGGGGGCAGAAAUGCUUCCUCAGUCCGUUGCCCUGGAAAUGCAAAGACCCAUUGUGCCUCAGCUUUCAUCCCUCAGUCUCCCUGGCAGGACAGUGCAGGAACAUUUGCAUCUCCAAAUCUCUCUUUCUCUCCAUCCGUACAGAAUUUACCCCGGACUCGGUUAUCUUUUGAUCUGAGCCACUCAGAUUCUGUUGAAGUGCCGCACAAUUUCUUGGCAUCACCAGAGCCAGAAGAUGUCUCUCCUGCAAAUGGCACUUCACCUCAGAGAGAUUUGGAUGAACAGAAAGAUGACGACGAAUUUACAUUCACUUCAUAUCACAAGGAUCCUAGCAUAACUCUGGGACAGGAGAUGAGGACAGAACUGGAGAUUGAAGAGACAGUCCUGAAUGAAGUUGUGGCUAUGAAUUGUGGUGGACAAAUAGUAGUGGAAGGGGAUGAUCAAGAAGAAUUUUGGGGUCGAGCCCAAGAGGUACAGAAAAAAAAGUCCCUUGUUGCCAGUCUGCCACAUUCAGCAGCCUCAGGCAGGACUGACCUGAGCAACACCUCCUCUGAUGAAGAUAUGGAACAUUACUUUGACUUCUCUCGGACUAUUGUCAGCUGUCCUGGGUCUAAAGAGCAUUCCAAGUCUCCCACAUCUACUUCCUCCACGAACAUGGCUCAGUUGGAUGGUGUAGAUGAUGGAACAGAGAGUGAUGCAAGCAUCUCUACAACUGAUGAUCCUCAGAAAGUUGAUGGUUCCGGUAGAAAUAUUCCAACCAAGAAACUAUCUAACAAUGACAUCCCUGAAUCAGAAACAUUUACCAGAACCAAUAGAAGUCUGAAUCAGAACCUCAUAGUGCCAUCAAAUUACAAGCACAAAGAUUCCUCAUCUCUGACGAUCUUAUCUGCAGUCAGUAACCCCAUACACACAUCUCAAAAUCCUCCAGGAUCCUCAAAAGAGAUCAGUAUGGGAUUGCUCUCAUCACAGAUGUCUGUGGCCUCUCAUCAUAAAAUGGAAAAAGCUGACAGAAAUCAGGAAAACGUGCUUCCUGCCCUUGACGGGAACCCUAAUUUACUGACGAAGGUGCCUGAGAGCUCCUCUUCGGAGGAGAUUCUAAAAACUUCCUCUCUACAGUUUGCCUCUGGAAUGCCUACUACUCUGGAGACACACGACUGUAACUCCAAUUUAGGAGAGACGGUUCCUGUAUUAGAUUGCACACAACCGGAAUCCCAACAGGCUGAAGCGUCAAAACCCCUUAAUUCAGAAUCUGACAGUAGCCACUUUGUGCCAUCAGCGGUUGCCCACACUGUGUUAGGUAACCACAUAACUGUUAACUCCACGACGAAUCACGGUGACGAUGCCCACUGUGCCCUAAAAUCGACACAUGUGCAAUGUCCUCACGGACUUUCAGACUCUACUCAGAUGUGUCCCAGUUUACCAGGUUCCACACUGCCCUCGCUCACAAGCAUGCCACUACAGCCCAUAAACACAUCACAAAGCUCAACCUUUGAGCAAAAAGACCCCUUGUCUAACAAAUUAGCCACCUUAACUUCUGUCGGAGACCCGACGCAAACUGUGUUAAAUGUUGCGCCCCAAAACGAACCUUUGUUAACAGGGACAUCUGUCCAAGCAGUAACUUCUGGUUGCAUCUCGGUACCCAUGCACUCCAUGCAGGCAAAGCCUUUGGGUUCAACAGCUGUCACUAUUGUUUCUUCCUGUGCUUCAGUAUCUUCUCUACCUGGAGUUAGUGGGUUUGCUCCAGCACCAGUCCAAACCACCACAUCCGCUGUGAUUUUAAAUGGCUACAGCUCUUCAUCCAUGCAGAAGGAUGCUUCCUCUGGUCACGCAAUUUCGAUAAACUUUUCUGCACCAAGGCCUACUUUCGAACCGCAGCAGCCUAUGGUAUCCCCAGCUCUGCCUGGACAUGCCAUUCUUACUGUGAAGGAAGUUGGCGGUCCAAAUGUGGACCCCACACCUCAUGUCCUGUUGGUGAACCGUCUUGGGCAGAUUUUCGUAAAGAAUCCAGACAGCAACACAUUCCAGCUGCCAAAUCCUAACGCUCCAUCCUUUAACUGUGUCACUCAGAUUGCCAGUCUUUUGCAAAGCAAUGCACUGUCCGCCACACUAGCAGCAGCCGGAAACAUGUCUACUCCACCUCCUGGACCAAUUAUAAUGUCAACCGCUUCCACGGCAGCGACUACUGCAGAGCAGAAUGCUACCACAGUUACGCAAUUGCUUACUCACAAUAGCAAUGGGGCAUUGUCAUCAAUUAAUGUAAAAAAGCCAAGAAAGAAUCCAAAAAAGCCCAAAGAUGAAACUGCCUCAGAAAAGAAAAAACCAAAGAAAAAGAAAGAGUCCAGUGCAUCCAAAAAAUCUAAGUCCUCCAAGACAGUUGGGCAGUGUUCUUUAUCAACAAAGAGUUCAGACACAUCACCUGCGGAGAGUGCCGAAGCAAUUAUAAACCAAGCAAUGGCUAGCAACUACACGCCCAAGUGGAGCGGGCUUCGGACACUUAGCCCUUCGUCACUGGUUUUGCCCCCUGGCCUACUCAUUGAGCCUGAAGCUCCAGCACCAUGUCCCAAAACAGCACCGGCUCCUGCCUCCCGCCCUCGCACCCACGUCCGCAUGAAGAGAGUUUCUUCACUUUCUGACCGUAUAGUGACAAAGAAGUCCAAAGUGGAUUUUCUAGCUUCUGAACCUACCAGCGAGGAUGAGUGCAACCGACUGAGCGUACCAAGUGUCUCCAGCAGGGCCUCUGGAGUUCGCAUCAAGACUCCGACAGUUAAAGGAAUAUUGAACCUGGAUGAGUUAAAGGAGGAGCGCCAAAGUGACUCUGAGAGCUCUGGGUGUGAACCAUGGGACUGUAUGUCUCGGGAUGAAUAUGGCAAGCAGCAAACUUGGGAGCCAGUGGGGCACAGCACCUUUAUUGACUGGAAGAAAUACUCUGGCGCCGGUUCCGCCUCGGAUGACGACUUGCUGCUAUCUGAUGAGGACGAGGAAUGUUUGGCAAAUAAAGAUCAGCCUCACUUGCGAUUCCAGAUAAGCAGUGAUGAUGGCUUCAAUGUGGAGGCAGACACUAUUGAGGUGGCUUGGAAAGCUGUGAUAGAUGGUGUGCAAGAGGCGCGAGCAAUUGCAAAGUUGAGACCUCUGGCUUUCCAGAGGAUCACAGGCGCCCGAAUGCUCGGUCUGCUCCACGAUGCUGUGGUCUUCUUGCUGGAACAACUUCAAGGAGCGCACCGCUGCCAACAUCACACCUUCCGUUUCUUCAAGCAGUUCAACCAAGAAGAUGAUCUUCCUGUCAAUCCCACUGGUUGUGCCCGCUCAGAAUUCUACCUUAGAAAAUCCACAUUUGACAUGUUCAACUUCCUAGCGUCUCAACAUAGGCAGCUUCCUGACAUUGGGUCUUACGACGAUGAAGAAGAUGAUGUUCUUUUGAAGUCCACAAGGCGGGCAACUAGUUUGGAGUUGCCAAUGGCCAUGCGCUUUAGACAUUUGGAAAGAACAUCAAAGGAGGCUGUUGGCGUGUACAGGUCUGCAAUUCAUGGGCGUGGACUCUUCUGCAAGAGGAACAUUGAAGCAGGCGAGAUGGUCAUCGAGUAUGCUGGCAUUGUCAUUCGCUCGGUGCUCACUGAUAAACGGGAGAAGUACUACGAUGGCAAGGGUAUUGGCUGUUACAUGUUCCGCAUCGAUGAUUUUGAUGUGGUGGAUGCGACCAUGCACGGCAAUGCGGCCAGAUUCAUCAACCACUCGUGCGAGCCCAACUGCUACUCGCGAGUGAUCAAUGUAGAGGGCCGCAAGCACAUUGUCAUCUUUGCUUUGAGGAAAAUCUACAGAGGGGAGGAGCUCACCUAUGACUACAAGUUCCCCAUUGAGGACGCCAGCAACAAGCUCAACUGUAACUGCGGCGCCCGGCGCUGUCGACGUUUCCUCAACUGAGAGAUCCGUCGUCGUCUGAGACUAAGACAUUCUUGUUUACUCGAAAGCCUUUAAUUAAGGUGGCACUGGAUGGAGCUCUCAAAUGCUGAAGGCGCUCAUUGAGCGCGGAACCCAAAUUAGCCACUAUUGAGACAAGUUGACAUCAUUCUAUGUGCGUAGUUGGGAGGAGCAGAAAAGGAGGUUGUCCUACACUGAUGCGUGUUUGAAGGGUACCCCAGGCUGCCCGUGACGACGGCUCACGUUUUGAAUAUUUAUAAUAUGGCCGUGACUUCUGGUUCACAUUUCUCGGAGACACACACAUCAAGCCUUAUCCGUCAAAUUCAACGCUGAAAAGCUGCAGCUUGGCUUUGAGAGAUUCCUUAAGUUUGAGUCUUUUUCCAGAGGAGAGGCGUCGCCUUUCUAGAGUACAUUCAUUAUCACCGUUGCUCCAUCCUGUAGUGUAGGGAACGUUAUUGCCCCGUCUGUGUUGUAGUGAGCCAUAUAUUCACCCAAACCUUAUUUUAUGCUGCACAUCUCUUUUUGUGGAUGUUUUAUUGCUUCCCCCCACCCACCCCCUCCAGAUGACAACCAUGGUGCUAAGCAAUGAAGUGUAUUCUCAGGACGGGGAGGUCCUGCAGAUAAGGAUUGGUUUAGCUGGGUGUUCACCCUGCACAGAACGGAUAUUUUUUUUAAAUAAAUUCACCCGAGCAGUACUCAACAACAUUGAAAAACUCAUCUUCACUGUCCAUUUUAAGUUAAACAUUUCGGUGAAAUGAAAAGACUUCCUUGAUGUACACUAUAUGUAGCAAACACUACCCAAACCAAAAGAGUGAUGAAUCAGAGUUUUUGAAGAGUUAUUUAUUCCGCUCUACUCUUCAGCUAUUCCAACAAGACUGUCCCACAGUUGCACAUAAAUGGCCGUACAAAUUCUCAUUUUGCGAAACCCGAUACUGUUGAUCUGUAAAUCAGGGAGAACGUGAGUGUAAAUUGCCACUGAGUAUGUGCGUCCAGCUCCCGCAACAGGCUUGUCGCGUCACGACAAGCCAUCGAUAAUGGAACCUGGGGACGAUGCACUCGGCACCUAAUUUAAGAUAGUAUGGAAUUGUUGUUCUUAGUGAUGUUCAGUACUGUCUUUAAUGAGCGUAAUUGAAUUCACACUGUUUAAAAUUAGUCGUGAUAUUUAUUUGCAUUUUGAUUUUUACUUUUAAUGGUGAAAGGCUUGUUUUGUAUAAACGGUGGUGGGUGUACAGCUCCAUUUGUAGUGCCCGUUUUGUUUUGUUUACAAGUGCUGUCCUUUGUUUCACUAAUUUACUUGAAAUUUCUGUUGAGGCAAUCCAAUCAUACAUGUAUGGCUUUUUUUCAGUUUUUGAACCAGGUAUUUUUAAAGAAUAUUUUAAUUUUAUUUCUUUUAUGUUGUGGCAACGAACUGACGGUCUUAGAGAAUGCCACAGAAGUAAAGCGAGCACUGUUUGCCUCCUUAAACCCUUGUUGAUUCACCUCGCCCCACGCUCCUCUUAUUUCUGUUUUUUUCCCCCCCUCCCAAACAAUUUUGAGCAGACUGUAAUGUGUGUCAACCUUUGUGCCCAUUUUGCAUGUCCAAUCACUGGGAUGGAGCCCAGAUUGUUUAGUGUCAAUCUCACACACACACACGCACACACACACACACACA